Molecule: messenger RNA, 1438 nt
Organism: Sesamum indicum (sesame)
Lineage: Eukaryota; Viridiplantae; Streptophyta; Magnoliopsida; Lamiales; Pedaliaceae
Product: peptidase M50B-like protein
Source: RefSeq, a predicted model, not a curated record
ACGAUUGGCAGCAGGCUAUUACCAUACGCUGUCUUGCCAGUUAGGACACCAACUCUGCUUCCGCGAAACCUGGACAUAUUCAAACAUUGAAAGAGAAAAGAAUUCAAAUUCACUUGUUCCUCCAAUUGGGCUCUGGAUUCUCCACCUUAAUUGUCCUCCCGUGCGAGAUUCUUGUUGAUUUUUCACCUUUUAUUGUGGAAUUCUUUGUUUUUUUUCUUGGGAGCAGGAGGGAGGGAGGGAGGGGGAGAGAAGUAUGAAUCCGAACUGGGAAUUGAAGGGUUGUUGUCAGCAUGAUCAAGUGAUGUUUCUUGCUACAAUUGGCGUCUUCACUCUUGUUAUUCUUGCUCUAUGGAGGACAUUUCUUCUCACGCCUUUUAAGCUCAUCACUGUAUUUCUUCAUGAAGCAAGCCAUGCAAUUGCUUGUAAGCUUACAUGUGGUGAGGUGGAGGGCAUCCAGGUUCAUGCAAAUGAAGGCGGGGUCACUCAAACACGUGGUGGUGUAUAUUGGUUGAUCUUGCCUGCUGGAUAUCUUGGUUCAUCAUUUUGGGGUAUGGUUCUCAUACUUGCAUCAACAAACCUUCUCACUGCAAGGAUUGCUGCUGGUUGUCUUAUCCUUGCUCUUCUCAUCGUGCUCUUUAUUGCCAAAAAUUGGACACUGCGAGGACUUUGUAUUGGAUUCAUCAUAUUUAUUGCUGUUAUUUGGCUGCUGCAAGAAAUGACAAAAGUCCGUAUCCUUCGGUACAUUAUUCUCUUCAUUGGUGUCAUGAAUAGUUUGUUCUCUGUCUAUGAUAUAUAUGAUGACUUGAUAUCUCGAAGGGUUCACUCGAGCGAUGCUGAGAAGUUUGCGGAACUUUGCCCGUGCCCGUGUAACGGGGUUGCAUGGGGGGUUAUCUGGGGAAUGAUAUCCUUCAUAUUCCUCUGUGGAGCGAUAUAUCUCGGGCUUGUCAUCUUGUCUUGAGGGUUCACAGGACUUGGCUUUGUGGUUAUGGCUGCUUGACAACAUAAUACAUUGCCUCCGACGUUUCCUGUCCUUGCCGGGACGCUUUCUUGUAUGUACACUUACUUGAUUGAUACGUCGAAUUCAUUCUUGGCCCGGCAGGUGUGCCAUUGCGUACCUCCUCAAGGUCACAUUUCUUGUGUACAGCAGGAUUACCAUAUUUGCAUGAUUGAAAUUUCUGAUCUGUUUCCAAUGAGCAGAUAUUUGGUUAGGUCGUCAGAGAUGACUAAAAUAUGGAACGUACAUAGUUGAGGAUUUUACAUCUCGAGUCGAUACUGCUGUUGGUUGAGGAUAUGUUAACGGUUUAUACGCCGCAAGAACUUUGUAAAAUUCUAUUCGGGAUCAGGUUAGAUCGAAUUGGACUAAUUACGUAACAAGUGUAAUGUAUUGUUAAGACAUCAAACUUUAAAGAAAAUACAAGAUCAUGCAAAAAAAAAAAAA